CUGUCUCUCUCUCUCUCAUUCACAAACACACACACACCCUUUCACUCCGCUGUGCUCUCCUUCUACUGACUUGGUGCAGCUCAUAGCCAACAACCGUUUCUGGCGUCCAUUAAAAGGAUCAUAAUGGAUCUGAAAGGAUACUUUAAAAGGAUUGGGUUCUCUGGUCUGUAUGAUAAAGCUGAUCUGGACACACUGCGCACCAUACACAAGCUUCAUGUGAUGACGAUUCCCUUCGAGAACCUCAGUCUCCACUCUGGAGGGAAGAACACAAUGGAUCUGAAGGUCAUUUAUGAGAAGAUUGUGUGUGAGCAUCGUGGAGGUUGGUGUUGUGAGAACAACCUGCUCUUCUCCUGGGUGCUGAAAGAGAUGGGUUAUACAUUCACCACUCUAGGAGGCAAGGUCUUCAGCAGGGUCAAAAAUGACUACAGCACCAUGGACUGCCAUCUCAUCAACAUGGUGGAGAUUGAGGGCAAGUCUUAUAUUACCGAUGUGAGCUUUGGAACGUCGAGCCAAAUUUGGUGGCCGUUAGAAAUAAUCGCAGACAAAGACCAACCUCAGCCCCCAGGUGUGUUCCGCUUACUGAAUGACGGUGAUAGGUGGAUGCUGGAGAUAACAGAGAGGAAGCCACUGAUCCAGAACGAGUCCUUAGCCAACUCUAGACUCGCUGAAAAGUUUGGGACACAUCCUAUGUACAGCUUCUCAUUAACACCACGUGCUGUAGACCACUUUUUGGAGACAUCAGAGUACCUCCAGACGAGUCCUGAGUCUUUGUUCCUCCUGAAAUCCAUCUGUUCCCUGCAGACGCCUACCGGAUACAGGGCUCUGAUUGGUUGGACCUACAGUGAGGUCACAUUUAACCCUGAGGAAGACAGAGAUGUCUAUGAGUUAAGGAACAUACCAGACAGUGAGAUCGAGGCAAUAUUGAAGGACAAGUUUAGUGUUACUUUAGGUAAGAAAGUCACAGCUAUAAACAAGAAAGACACUGCCUUUGGGGUGUUAAACUUACUGGUAUAAACAAGAAAGAAAGAAACACAAGAAAUAAAAAAGUUUAAGGAAAAGGAGUAACUAAUUCUAAAUUUUUGUGCAGAACAAGUAUUUUUUUUAUCAAAAGGCUCCAAUUUGAAUAUAUUGCACUAGAUGUGCAGGCCUCUUUUAACCCUAAAUGACUUUAGAGGUUGCCCAUGGCUUCAUCAUAAUGGUCCCUGUGGGGUUAAUUAUCAUUCAAAUAAUAUUCUGAGCUUUAAAAUGACAAAUGCUUCAACAUAAAUCAUUUCAGUGACUGUUCCUUUGCCAUAAUACAUCUAAUCUACCUAAGAAAUCUAUAUUUGGCCCUAUCAGAACUGGAUUCGUUUCUCAGGGGGGCGUCUGUAAAUCACACUUCUACUCAGUGAUAAAACGCUUGUAUCUGGACUGCAAUUGAAACAACAGGAAAAUCAAUGGGUUUUUUGGCUUUGACAUCUCAUGACAUAUCAUUCAGUAGCACCUCCUUUUCCACUUGCUGUUGAGUUUACAUGGAAACAUGGAAAGUUUACAUCUCCCUGGAAACGUGCGUCCGAACUGUGAUUAUGGUGAGUGGCAGUGGACCACAGAGUUCAGCAAAAAACAGUACAUAAUUCAGCCUGUAAUUUUCUCAGAGGAUGUCUGAGAAAAACACAUACAUGGUUGUUUUGAACCCCUGGACCCUUUGAGAAACGAAUCCCAUCCAGAUAGAGCUUUAGACAGAUAUUCCUAAAUUUUACCCAUUGUUAACUCAGUGCAUGCUGAUACUAGUUAAUGAACCUCAUAAAGCCUUUUGAAUUGAGUUGUGAUUGUUUGGAUUUUUAUUGUAGUUAUUUGAAAUGAAUCAAGAUGGAAAUUAAAUUUUGAACAAAAUAAAA
Molecule: messenger RNA, 1877 nt
Organism: Astyanax mexicanus (Mexican tetra)
Lineage: Eukaryota; Metazoa; Chordata; Actinopteri; Characiformes; Acestrorhamphidae
Product: arylamine N-acetyltransferase, pineal gland isozyme NAT-10
Exons: 2
Coding region: 124-1014 (296 amino acids)
Molecular function (GO): acetyltransferase activity
Source: RefSeq, a predicted model, not a curated record